This is a messenger RNA of Lethenteron reissneri (Far Eastern brook lamprey), 2040 nucleotides long. RefSeq names its product bactericidal permeability-increasing protein-like. The record is from RefSeq and is a predicted model, not a curated record. Gene Ontology annotation, molecular function: lipid binding. Lineage: Eukaryota; Metazoa; Chordata; Hyperoartia; Petromyzontiformes; Petromyzontidae.
AUGGAUUCUGCUGGGGUGGUGGAGGAGAGCCCUGCUGAAGCGAGCGCGGGGACUGGAGUUGAAGAUGUCGCCGCGGUGGCGGGCCCGCCAACAUCAUCGGACGCUGAUCCACGGUGGCAGCAGAUGGCGGAGCAACUGGAGACUCUCAAGGACGUCCUGGCGCAGUUACAGACUGGCCGUGACGCCGCAGAUGACGAAGAGCCCUGCUCGGAGGGUGCCUGCCAGGACUGCGGGGACUCCGGGCCCUGCGGCCCUUCCGACCCCGUUGCAGCUAAGGAAGUAGAAGUUAACAUCUUGCUUCAGAAGAUUCAUGGCCAAAAGAUUCCAGACCGCAGCGGCUCUCAUUACUCCCUCAGUGGAAUGUACAUCACCAACUUCCAGCUGCCCCACACAGCUCUGGGGCUCCUUCCGGGAUCUGGCUUCAAGUUCAGCUUCACCGACGCCUAUGCAUCUGUGUUUGGGCAUUGGCACUAUGAGAUGCUCUUCGUGAGUGACAGUGGCACAUUCGACGCAACAAUAAGUGGCAUGGCACUGAGUUUAGGGGUGCACGUGACGAGUGACGCAACAGGGCGGCCAGCUGUCAGUGAGAACGGAUGCGGCUGCUGGAUCCCCAAUAUUGACAUCACGCUUCAUGGAGGAGCAAGCUGGCUGUACAACAUCUUUGUUCCGCUCGUGGAAAACAGCAUCAGAGAUCACCUGCAAAAUCAGAUAUGCCAAACAGUACUUGAUGGCAUCAGUAACCUGGAACGUAAUCUUCAGGAGAUCUCAAUGACGUCGAAGGUGGACGAGUUCACAGAGGUGGACUACACCCUCGUGAGCCCCCCCGACAUCACGGCAAUCACCAUCGACAUGAACUGCAAGGGAGAGUUCUACAGCCUGGCACACAGAGCGGAGUUCCCAAAGCCACCGCCCCCUAUGGACCUCGGGGCCUCAGCAGACCGCAUGCUGUACUUUGGCCUAUCUCAAUACCUGUUCAACAGUGCCGGCUUCGCGUACCACACCUCUGAUGCCCUCAAAUGCGUCGUCAAUGAUCAGAUGCUGCCGAAAGAUGCUCCUCUCCACCUGAACAUCUCCAGCCUGGCUAUACUGAUGCCCAAGUUACGGAAGAUGUUUCCCGAUCUCCCCGUGGAGCUGUUGAUUGCAUCCCGCGAGCCCCCGUCUCUCUUGAUGACUGCGGGGAACCUCUCCCUGUGCGUCGACGCAGCGGUGGACGUUGUGGCCGUGUGGCCCAACAGCUCACAGGCAUUCCUCUUCUCCCUCGACGUGAAUGUUUCUCUUACCACCAAACUCACAAUCGAUGCUGACAAGCUACAUGGCAUCCUUGAGCUGGACAGCAUUAAAAUCAGUGAACUCAAGUCUGCAGUGGGUUCUGUACCGGUGAUGGCAUUUCAGUUGGGCAUAAAGUUCAUUACUGAAAAGAUCGUCCUACCAAAAGUGAACGGGAGACUUCAGAAGGGCAUCCCUCUGCCCAUGAUGAAGAAUGUGAGGCUCGUGAAUGCGCAGCUGCUCAACAAGGAGAAAUUUGUUGUCGUGGGCAUGGACCUGAAGUACGAACCAUAGGUGGGAGGUCCGGGGGCCACCAGAGCUGCCCACAUCGCCUUGGAUGGGAUCGGCCACCGUGGUGUCACCGAUGCUUCAUGGCCUCACAUGGCAGCGUGUGGGGUCAUUCUGCUUGGGAACGUUUUAUUUGGUAAUCCUGAGGGGGACUAUCAUUCAUUGAUUACCAGAAUAUAACAAUAAUUAAUAAAUGAUGUUAGGGUUCGGCCAGGUAUUGAACCCUCCACUACCCGACGUAAUUAUGAAUCGUAAUAUUGAUUGUGGAAAUAUAACUACUGUAUGCUAAUUAACUCUCUUUAAAUGAAUUAUUCUAUGUGAUUACAAAAUACAAUAAUCAUAACUUGGUUCAUGAUUGUUUUGCUACUUUCCAUUCAUUGUCUAGUAUAUUGGUUCAGCAUAUGUAAGCAUGUUGUGACCGAUGCUGUCUGUUUGGAAAUAUGGGUGUGGUGUGUUGCUUUUGCAAAAUAAACCGUGAUGAUGAAA